Messenger RNA from Arachis duranensis, 1182 nucleotides. RefSeq lists its product as uncharacterized. Lineage: Eukaryota; Viridiplantae; Streptophyta; Magnoliopsida; Fabales; Fabaceae. The coding region runs from base 120 to 1037 and encodes 305 amino acids. The record is from RefSeq and is a predicted model, not a curated record. Gene Ontology annotation, molecular function: molybdenum ion binding; pyridoxal phosphate binding; catalytic activity. The transcript has 8 exons.
AAGCUAAGUUAUAUAAAUGAUAUAGUUAGCUCAUUAGAGAUGCAUAUAAUUAGCAUCUAUCACAAUCAAGGAGUUUCAUUCAGAAGAACACAGAAACAAGCACAAGAACAAGAACAACUAUGUCAUCAGAAUCAGCAGCUAAAGUUACUUCCAUUUUCGUGUACCCUGUCAAAUCAUGCCGUGGAGUUUCAGUUUCUCAUGCUGCUCUUAGUCCUUAUGGAUUUAGAUGGGAUCGAAAUUGGUUGGUGGUGAAUGAAAGAGGGAGAGGAUACACUCAAAGGGUUGAGCCAAGGCUUGCUUUGGUUGAAGUUGAAAUGCCAACUGAGGCAUUUGAUGAAGGCUGGGAGCCUACAAAGGAUUCUUUUAUUGUGUUGAAAGCACCUGGGAUGCAACCUCUCAAAAUUAGUUUGUGUAAAGAACAUGAAGUAGCAGAUGGUGUUUCUCUAUGGGAUUGGAGUGGAUCUGCCUGGCAUGAGGGACCAGAAGCAGCAAAGUGGUUCUCAGAUUAUUUAGGAAAAACCAGUGCUUUGAUUCGCUUCGAUAUCGAGUCACAAGCUAGACUCGCAGAUCCGGAAUACUAUCAUAAUGAACAAAAGGUCCUUUUUACUGAUGGUUAUCAAUACUUAAUUGCAUCUCAGGGAUCAUUGGAUGUAGUAAACCAGCAUGCUUCAGAACCCAUACCUAUAAAUCGUUUUAGAGCCAAUAUCUUUGUUGAAGGUUGUGAACCAUUUGAUGAGGAUUUAUGGACAAAGAUCAAGAUAGGCAAGCACUCGUUUCAGAGUGUGAGGUUGUGCUAUCGUUGUAAGAUACCUCAAGUGAAUCAAGAUACAGGGGAAGUUGGAGAAGAACCAGCUCAGACCCUGAGGAAAAUUAGGUCUGGGAAACUCUUGAGGCCACAAGGAACACAUGCACAAAGGGUAUACUUUGGCCAGUUUUUAACUUGGAUUCAGGAGGAUCAUUCUGGAAAUGUCAUUAAAUUGGGGGAUCCUAUUUAUGUCUUUGACAAGGUCAAUCAUUUCAGUGAAGCUAUUGCUUGAGACUCUAGUGGAAUCUCCAUUAUUUCUAUCAUGAAAAUAAGAGAAACCACCAAGUUGCUGAACUUUGCUUUACAUAGUUGUAAUAAUGCAUCUAUAACUAUAGUGAAUUUUUAUUAAAAUAAUAUGCAAAAGGUAAUUGUGUCCA